Molecule: messenger RNA, 1353 nt
Organism: Aspergillus campestris IBT 28561
Lineage: Eukaryota; Fungi; Ascomycota; Eurotiomycetes; Eurotiales; Aspergillaceae
Gene: gel1
Product: 1,3-beta-glucanosyltransferase gel1
Exons: 1
Coding region: 1-1353 (450 amino acids)
Biological process (GO): fungal-type cell wall (1->3)-beta-D-glucan biosynthetic process
Cellular component (GO): cytoplasm; fungal-type cell wall
Molecular function (GO): 1,3-beta-glucanosyltransferase activity
Source: RefSeq, a predicted model, not a curated record
AUGAAGACCUCUGCCGUUGCGACGGCUUUGGCCCUCGGAGCCUCCUCCGUCCUGGCCGUCCCCUCCACUCCCCUCCAGGCUCGUGACGACGUGACCCCCAUCACUGUCAAGGGUAAUGCCUUCUUCAAGGGUGAUGAUCGUUUCUACAUCCGUGGUGUCGACUACCAGCCCGGUGGCUCGUCGGACCUGGCGGACCCCAUCGCCGAUACCGAUGGCUGCAAGCGCGACAUCGUGAAGUUCAAGGACCUCGGCCUGAACACCAUUCGUGUUUACUCCGUCGACAACUCGGCCGACCACGACGAGUGCAUGGAAGCCCUGGCAGAUGCUGGCAUCUACCUGGUGCUCGACGUCAACACCCCCAAGUACUCCAUCAACCGCAAGAAGCCCAAGGAGUCCUACAACGACGUCUACCUGCAGUACAUCUUCGCCACCGUCGAGAAGUUCGCCAAGUACAAGAACACCCUGGCCUUCUUCUCCGGUAACGAGGUCAUCAACGACGGUCCCUCGUCGUCUGCCGCCCCCUACGUCAAGGCCGUCACCCGUGAUCUGCGCCAGUACCUCCGCGAGCGUAACCUCCGCUCCAUCCCCGUCGGCUACUCCGCCGCCGAUAUCAACACCAACCGUCUGCAGAUGGCCCAGUACAUGAACUGCGGUACCGAGGACGAGCGCAGCGACUUCUUCGCCUUCAACGACUACUCCUGGUGCGACCCCUCGUCCUUCACCAAGUCCGGCUGGGACCAGAAGGUCGAGAACUUCACCGGCUACGGCCUGCCCCUCUUCCUGUCCGAGUACGGCUGCAACACCAACAAGCGCGACUUCGGCGAGGUCGAGGCCCUCUACUCCGAGAAGAUGACCGGCGUCUACUCCGGCGGUCUGGUCUACGAGUACUCCCAGGAAGACAGCAACUACGGCCUCGUCAAGAUCGGCGACAAGGUCAAGGACCUGUCCGACUUCGACGCCCUCAAGAAGGCCCUCGAGAAGUCUGAUAUCAAGGGCGACGGCGGCUUCAACAAGACCGGUGGCUCCAACCCAUGCCCCGCCAAGGACGGCCCCAACUGGGACGUCGGCGACGACAAGCUCCCCGCCAUCCCCGAGCCCGCCAAGAAGUACAUGAAGGACGGCGCCGGCAAGGGCGACGGCUUCAAGGGCGACGGAAGCCAGGACGCGGGUACCCCCUCGAAGGGCGAUGCCGAGCCCGGCUCCGGCUCCAGCUCCGGCUCCGGCGCCUCCGGCAGCGCCUCCCCCGGUGCUGCCGCUGGUCUGAAGGUGCCCAGCCUGACUGUGGCUCCUUUCUUCGUGGGCGCGGUUACCCUGGUGUCGACCCUUGUCGGUGCCGGUCUUGUCCUGCUUUAA